Daphnia magna is the source of this 1872-nucleotide messenger RNA. RefSeq names its product methylcrotonoyl-CoA carboxylase beta chain, mitochondrial (gene Mccc2). NCBI's taxonomy places the organism in Eukaryota, Metazoa, Arthropoda, Branchiopoda, Diplostraca, Daphniidae. Gene Ontology annotation, cellular component: methylcrotonoyl-CoA carboxylase complex; mitochondrion. The record is from RefSeq and is a predicted model, not a curated record. Gene Ontology annotation, biological process: L-leucine catabolic process. Gene Ontology annotation, molecular function: methylcrotonoyl-CoA carboxylase activity.
ACAAUUUGCAUAAAAGUUCUGGGAAGAAAAGAAAGAGCACGGACUUGACGAAUAAUACUCCGUGAUCUUGCGGAGGCUCUCUAACGAUUGUGAGAGCAUAACUACAUAUAAAAUGAUGUCUCUUGCAAAAUGCCGUAAUCUCAGCUAUCGUGUACUAUGCAAUAUAAAGCAACUUUCGCCUGCUUCUACUAGAAAUUAUUACGCACACGAUAAUGUUGUUUCUAUAGGAACUGAGCAAGACAGAAACUCAGACAUCUUCCAGGAUAACUACAAUAGAAUGGCAGUGUUGGUUUCACAACUAAAAGCCAAUAUACAACAAAUUCAUGAAGGAGGAGGUUCGAAAGCCACACAGCGCCAUAAAUCACGGGGGAAGCUGGUUGCCAGAGAGAGAGUGGCAGCUCUAAUAGAUCCAUCUUCACCAUUCCUUGAGUUCUCACAGUUAGCAGGCAAGGACUUGUAUGGAUCUGAUGAUGUUCCUGCUGGAGGUGUCAUAACUGGAAUUGGACAGAUCAUGGGUACUGAGUGUGUUAUUGUUGCCAAUGAUGCGACCGUUAAAGGUGGCAGUUAUUAUCCGAUUACAGUAAAAAAGCAUCUUCGAGCUCAAGAAAUCGCAGAGCAGAAUCGUUUGCCUUGCGUCUAUUUGGUCGAUUCUGGAGGUGCCAAUCUGCCACACCAGGCCGAAAUCUUUCCAGACAGAGAGCAUUUCGGAAGAAUUUUCUAUAACCAAGCGAAUAUGUCAGCCAAGGGUAUUUCCCAAAUUGCUGUUGUGUUGGGAUCUUGCACAGCUGGUGGUGCUUACGUACCGGCUAUGGCAGAUGAAAGUAUUAUCGUUAGAAAGCAGGGAACCAUUUUUCUCGCCGGACCUCCAUUAGUCAAGGCUGCCACUGGCGAGGAAAUUAGCGCAGAGGAAUUGGGUGGUGCGGACCUUCAUUGCAGCAAGUCUGGAGUUACAGACCAUUAUGCCAUUGAUGAUCUCCAUGCUUUGCAUCUGGCAAGGAGAGCCGUUGGCAACCUGAAUUUAGUUAAAAAGCCCGAUAUCUCUCUGGCACCACCAGAAGAGCCCCUAUAUCCUGCUGAUGAUAUUUAUGGAAUUGUCGGUGAUAAUGUCAAGAAAAACUAUGACAUUCGUGAGGUCAUCGCUAGAAUUGUAGACGCAUCUAGAUUUGACGAGUUCAAAGCCAAAUAUGGUGAAACACUCGUCACCGGGUUUGCUCGCAUCCACGGUUAUCCUGUCGGUAUAGUUGCAAACAACGGAGUUCUCUUUGCUGAAUCUUCAAUGAAAGGAGCCCAUUUCGUAGAACUGUGUUGCCAGCGCCGAAUUCCGCUUGUUUUCCUUCAGAACAUCACUGGUUUCAUGGUCGGCAGAGAGGCAGAAGCAGGUGGCAUCGCCAAGCAUGGAGCUAAGCUUGUUACAGCCGUUGCUUGCGCCCAAGUUCCGAAGCUGACAGUACUUGUCGGUGGAAGUUAUGGAGCUGGUAAUUAUGGAAUGUGCGGAAGAGCAUACAGUCCGAGAUUCCUCUACAUGUGGCCCAAUUCACGAAUUUCAGUAAUGGGCGGAGAACAAGCUGCCGGUGUUCUCGCGCAAAUCUCACAAGAGCAAAGGAAACGAGAAGGCAAACAGUGGACCCCGGAGGAAGAAAAGGCAUUAAAAGAUCCUAUUCUAAAGAAAUACGAAGUUGAAGGGUCACCCUACUAUUCUUCAGCUCGGCUGUGGGACGAUGGAGUAAUCGAUCCGGCAGAUACACGUAAAGUCCUGGCACUGAGUCUGAGCGCAGCGCUUAACGCCCCAAUACCGUCGACGAAAUUUGGUAUUUUCAGAAUGUAAACUUCUAAGCAAGAGUGCAAAUGUAUAAAUAUAGGAACCCAAACAUA